Messenger RNA from [Candida] anglica, 2415 nucleotides. The record is from the annotation of a GenBank genome assembly. NCBI's taxonomy places the organism in Eukaryota, Fungi, Ascomycota, Pichiomycetes, Serinales, Debaryomycetaceae.
AUUUUUUUUGAAGCUAGGCUAUUUAGGGCGUACUGAGUGACUAUGAUAAAAUCGUUCGUCCUACGCCCGGUACGUCUCAGAAGACGGCAAAUCAUUCUACUAGCCACAGUAGGGGUGAUUCUUGCGAUAGUUGGAGUUUUAUUUCAUGGACCCGGUAUACGAUGGAUAGUUUCAACUGCACUUUUUUGGAAAGAACUUUAUAAACAUCAAGGUUUUUUCGGUACAAAUAUUCGUCCAGAAAAGGAUAUACCAUUUUACAAUGAUCGGUUAUGUGAUAACUCUUUAUUAAAGGACCCAACUGUGGUACAAUACAUCGAAUCCACGGGCGUUACAGACAAAAGAAUCGCCGAGUCUGCACAUUCGUUAGUAUAUGACGCGAUUUUCAAAUCACAUAGUCCAGCAGACAUCGUUGAAUUAACAUUUGAAGAAAGAUGUGACUUAUACUUCACCAAAUUAUACGAAUUAAAUCCGGAAUGGCAUUUAGAUCCAAAGGAACCAUUUCCUUUACUGGAAAAGGGUAAUUUUCGAUGGGAGGAUUAUAAAGAAAAGAAAUGGAAUUCAACUAAGAAAAUGCUUGCCAAAAAGGCAAGAACAAAGGUAUCUCAAUAUUUCAAUGAUGAAGCUAUUGAAGCAACAUUAAGAGUUGGAUAUGAAAAGUUUUGGAAUAGAACAAUUCAUCAAGAACAAAGACUUGUAAAUUCUAUUUCUCAUGUUAGAAUUUAUAACAAAUGUUAUAUCACUAGUAGUGAUGAAAUUGUUUCACAAAGAAAUACGAAGUUUAUUGAAGAACAACAAAAUAUACUAGGAAAAAAGUCUUCCACAUUAAUUAUCCCAAACCAAAAAGCAGAGUCAUGCUCUGAUCUUGAAUCAAGAGUUUAUCAAUGGUUAUCAGGUCAACUCCCAAUUUAUGAAAGAUGGACUGGAGAGAUUUUACAUCACCCACCUAAUAUGAUUGACUUUUUAGAUUCUAUUCCAGAGCCUACUAAUUCUAAAGGUUCCAAGGGAAGAGGUACUGUUAAAGUUCAUUCAAAAGUUACCAAUAACAAUAUUGGAUGUUUUGUAUCUGAUUUUAAAGAUUCGAUGAAUGGUAAAGGUAUUGUUCUUUCCAUUGGAGAACAACAUGUUGACGAUUCUGUUAGAUUGAUUGCUGUUCUUCGUGCACUUGGGAAUACCUUGCCCAUUCAAUUUAUUUAUAAGGAUACCCUAUCAAAAACUUCCAAAUCCAAAUUAAUCAAAGCAGCAAGAAAGGAAGUAACCAAGGUUCCAGAAUCAUUCAAAAAGGUUCAUAAUCAUUUCCCUGAUGAUUAUUUAGGUGAAGAUGGCCUUUUACCCCAAGAAAUUUGGUUUGUGGAUGUACUGAAUUCGGUGCAACCGUCAUAUCAUCCAAAAUUCGAUGGUUAUAGUAAUAAAUUUCUUGCAACAUUUUUCAAUUCAUUUGAAGAAAUUAUGUUGAUUGAUGCAGAUACCAUUUUAUUAGAAAGUCCCGAAUAUUUCUUUAAUUUGGCUAAGUAUGGCGAAUAUGGUGCGUAUUUUUAUAAAGAUAGAACUACAAGAAUAUUGAAACCAUUGAGUGAUUCAGCAUUUUUCCAAAAAAUGUCACCAUCUAUUAUUGAUAAUUUUGUGUUUGAUUUUAAACUUCCAAACGAUGAACAGUUGGAAAAUGAAUACAUGACCAAAAGUUUAUUUCAUUAUAUGGAGAGUGGGUUGGUACUCAUUGAUAGAAAUCUUCAUUUCAAUGCAAUUUUAACCAUGAUUCAUUUAAAUUUUUACCUGUUUGCCAAGGCCAGAGUCUGGGGAGAUAAAGAAAUCUUUUGGUUAUCAUUUAUGAUUUCAGGGGAAGAAUUUCAUUUCAAUAAGCAUUUUGCAGCUGCAAUUGGAGAAGUUCAAAAGGGGAAUAAAUUUGAGGCCAAUGAGAUUUGUUCAGCUCAUCCUGGUCACUUAAGAGAAGAUGGUACAACUUUGGAAUGGUUUAACUCUGGGUUUCAAUACUGUGGACAAUCCGACAAAAUGAACUUUAAGAAACAUUUCCCCAAACAAUGGAGAUACCCAGAAUUAGAAUCUCCAAAGAUGUAUGAAGCAUUCUAUCGAAGUCGUUUGACAAUAGCGCAAGCAAUCGUACCACCUUAUAAUGAGCUUCCACUGAACAACAUAGAUGGUGAGCCAAAACAUGGCUGGUUCAUGGAUAAAGAGUAUUGUAAGGGGUACUUAUGGUGUGCUUAUGAUAGAAUUGGAGGUGAAACAGUUGAAGGAGACUCAAAUAUAAUGCGGGGUACUCUCGUGAAUUUUAGUGAAACUGAUCAGGAUAUUUGGGCUUAUCUUGGUGAUACUUGGUUUGGGGAAGAUUGAUACUACAGGUAAUAAUAAUAAUUUAAAUUAAUAGAGAUCAUAUACUGUGAAAUUAAAUAUUUAUACAGA